AUGGAUGGACCUGAAGAGAAAGAUUCCUGUUCCACUGCGACACCUGCGGUCAGCACGCGUUCAAAGAAAAACAAAAAGCAGCGACUGGAUAACGUUAACACUAAACCAACGCUGUCAACAGAGAAACGUGAUAAUACUUCUUCUGGCCUUGCCCCUACUGCAACUGUGCUUCUUAAUAAGGAGAGACAGGAAGUUGCUUUUCUUAAGGAGAAACUGGAGUGGCAAAAGAUGAGGAUUGAAGAACUGGAAGGAGAGAGGGAUUUCCUCCGAAGUCAGCUAUCAUCUCUGUCAACGCAACCUAAAGACGAACCAUUAAAUGAUACGUUUAUCAACAAUCCUUCUGAAAACUUGGAUUCAUCUCCUACAUCUUCAUCUGCAUCAUCUGAGUGGUCAUCCUCAUCCUCAUCUUCACCCCCAAAGAAGCAAAAACGCAAAUUCAAAAACAAGCAUUCAAAAGCCAAGAAAUACAAGAAGGAGGAAAAGAAGUUCCGGCAGCGUGUCCGAACACCAAGUGAGAUUGUGCAGAGAUACAAGUCCCUCAAGACAUUUCCAAAGAUGAAGACCUUGUCCAAAGCUUUUCAGAAGCAUGGGAUUGACAGAAACACAGUUGUGUCCACAGCAUCAGUUGCUGAGCUCGCUAUCGCAGCUCCUCUUGUUUACCAGGAGCUGAUCUCCAACAAGCCCAGUGGAGAGACGGUACUCCAUUUUGCUAAGCGAUGUGAGGAAGAGAUUCAAAGCAAUGAUGAAGUGAAAAACAAAAUAGAAAGCAUGAAGGCUGAUGGUACUUUGCUUCCAAUUCGAAGAGGCAAGUCUGUCUGA
Molecule: messenger RNA, 819 nt
Organism: Nothobranchius furzeri (turquoise killifish)
Lineage: Eukaryota; Metazoa; Chordata; Actinopteri; Cyprinodontiformes; Nothobranchiidae
Product: coiled-coil domain-containing protein 106-like
Cellular component (GO): nucleoplasm
Source: RefSeq, a predicted model, not a curated record